Molecule: messenger RNA, 657 nt
Organism: Diaporthe citri
Lineage: Eukaryota; Fungi; Ascomycota; Sordariomycetes; Diaporthales; Diaporthaceae
Exons: 2
Coding region: 1-657 (218 amino acids)
Cellular component (GO): mitochondrion
Molecular function (GO): structural constituent of ribosome
Source: RefSeq, a predicted model, not a curated record
AUGUCGAGAAUAGGGAUGCGAAUGAACAAGCUGAAAUCUCUUGUCAACGUUAGGAACGGGCCCGGCGCAGCAAAACUCCCCACAAACGUGACCAAGAUACACCUAGAGUUCGCCCACAAGUGGAACGACGGACAUAUGGGCAGCCGCAAGUUCUGGAGGGAAAACCUGCCGCGGUUAAAGUACCACAACCCAGAUGUGCCGAUGAUCGUGAACCGGACGCACGAGCAGACGGGCCCCGCGACGCUGAGCAUCUACAUGAGCGGCGACGCGCCACAGCAGCCGGCGCAGAUAGAAGGCCCCACGGCGCCGCCGCCGAAGCGCGCCGUCGCCACGACCGACGCAUGGCGAACCAUCGCGAGCUCGAGCACGGGGACAGCGAGUGCGCCGCCGCCGGCCGAGGGGGAGACGGUGGUCACGAUCAACAUGAAGAACGUGCGGUCGGCCGAGAUAUUGAAGCAGUUCCUGGAGAAGACGGGCGCGACGGAGGUGGAGCCGUCGCCCGAGGACCAGGAGGAGAUGGCGAGGCUGCUGGAGCUGCAGGAGCGCGCCGUGUACGACAAGGAGGUGCAGAAGAGGUACCGCGAGAAGAUCCAGUCCGAGAAGAGGUUACUGGAGAGGGCGAGGCAGGAGGCGGAUGCGCUCAAGGCGGACAAGUGA